AUGAGCGAGGAUGAGUUCGGCUGGUCAUCUGGCGACGAAGAGCCGUUCGCGGCUACCACAGAUGUUGUGCUAGACGGAAAGCGCAAACUUACUGUCGACAGCGCGUUUAGAUAUCAAGACGAACAGCUUGGUCGCCGGACUGCCGACCAAAGCGGCGUCACCUUGGUCAUCUCACCGCUCAUCGCUUUGAUGAAGGAUCAGGUCGAUGCUCUAUUACGCCGCGGAGUCAAAGCUGCUGUGUUGAACUCGUCCGUCUCCCGCGACCAAUUCCUGGCCACACAAGACGACCUCAAGAAAGGCCACUUAGAUCUUAUCUACUGCGCGCCAGAGCGUCUCAACAGCGAAGGCUUUAUUGCGUCACUCAAAGACAUCCCUGGAGGCAUCCGUUUAUUAGCUGUUGACGAAGCGCAUUGUAUCUCUGAGUGGGGCCACUCGUUCCGCCCGGACUACCUCAAAAUUGCUCGAUUCGCAAAAGAAGCACAAGUUGAGCGAGUUGUAUGCCUCACCGCCACAGCAACACCGAAGGUCGCCGAAGACAUUAGAGAUGCUUUCGCUAUACCCAAAGAAGGCCUGUUCCGGACAACCAUGUAUCGCUCCAACCUACGCCUCCUGGCUGAGGCGAAUGGCAAAGACGCUGAUUACGUGUCAAAACUAGCUGCUCAUCUUGCGAAGUACCCUGGUCCUACCAUCGUGUACGUGACAGUUCAAAAAGGUGCAGAGGUGCUGGCCGGAGAACUGCAGAAGCGUGGCUUCAAAGCUAGGCAUUACCACGCUGGAAUGCCUGCGCCACUGCGCUCGAAAACACAAGACGAGUUCCUCGUCAGCAAAGACAUGAUCGUUGUUGCUACUAUUGCGUUCGGUAUGGGCAUCGAUAAGCCAGAUAUCCGUAGCAUCGUUCAUUUCGACAUACCUGACAGUGUCGAAUCGUACAGUCAGCAAAUUGGUAGAGCUGGUCGAGACGGCAAACCAAGUGUGUGCAUGUUCUAUCUCUCGACAAAGGACUUCUAUCUGCGCAACAUCUUCACUUACGGUGAUCGGCCUUCGUUACGCUCACUGAAGCUUCUGAUGCAGGAUAUAUGUUCGCCAGCUCGUAGACAACUCAAAGCAGGCGAUACUUUCCAACUCUCACUGUACACGCAGGGCCAAGAAACUGACAUCAAAGCCAUCAUUCUCGGUAUUCUGUAUGCGCAGAUGGAGUUGCAUUUCGAACUCUUCCGUUCUGCUGGGGCUCUGUAUGCGAAGUAUAGUUACAUUGUCAAGAAUCCGAACAUCGUGCGGAACGAUGGAUCGGCAGCAGCAUCAGCGAUUGUUAGGGCAUCAGUCAAGAGCAGCAAAUGGACUCACGUGGCAUUGGAUGAUCUCGCCGAUUCCAGUGGCAUCACCCGAGCGGAUUUAGUACGCAAAAUGGACGGAUGGAAUGAGCGCGGUGCGAUUGAACUGAAGAAAGAGGGCGUACAGAACGUAUACCGCUUGGAGCGACCCUUGCCGUCCACACCAGAAGAGAUUGACAACAUCGUCAAACAACUUGAUGAAACCAUGGAAAAGACAGAGCAACAAAACCUUGCCCGGACAAAAGCAUUACUGGAUCUGAUCACCGACAAACGCUGCUUGUCUAGGUCUAUUGCGGACUACUUCGGAGAAAGCACUGAUGUAUCAGAAGAAUGUGGACAUUGCACGUGGUGUGAGACACAUAGGCGAGUUGUGCUACCUGACGAGCCGCCACAAUCUCCUGAUCCCAAGAAGGUUCAGCAAGUACUGAAGGAGAUUAGUGUACGCGAUGACCCUAGGUUCCUUGCCAAGCUCGCAUUUGGAAUCAAGAGUCCGCGUAUGACUGCACUGAAGGUCUUUUCAUCCUCUGCGUUUGAGUCGAUGAAUGUGUGUGACUUUCCCGAGUUGUUGAAAGUUUUCACAAAGGCUUGCGAGGAGCAUAGCAGGAAGGGGAAGGCGUGA
This is a messenger RNA of Alternaria arborescens, 1950 nucleotides long. RefSeq lists its product as hypothetical. The record is from RefSeq and is a predicted model, not a curated record. The transcript has 2 exons. Gene Ontology annotation, molecular function: 3'-5' DNA helicase activity; four-way junction helicase activity; nucleic acid binding. Gene Ontology annotation, biological process: double-strand break repair via homologous recombination. NCBI's taxonomy places the organism in Eukaryota, Fungi, Ascomycota, Dothideomycetes, Pleosporales, Pleosporaceae. Gene Ontology annotation, cellular component: cytoplasm; nucleus; chromosome. Bases 1 to 1950 code for a protein of 649 amino acids.